UUCCAGUUGUUAUAAGAACCGUUUUAAACAUUUUAAGAACAGGAUUUAAAUUUAAGUUAAAGUUAAACUACGUUGGCUCUGGUUUAACCAUAGCUAAAACAUCCCCUGACCUUCAGCCCGUCCCUUCCUUCUGUGAAGGUCAUUAAAGCAGCAGUAUACUUCAGCCUAUGGCUCAUAACAGUUUUAUGAUGUCAAUAUUGACCAGAAGAAGUCAGUCAUCCAUGAACAGCUACGGACACUUGGGCAGAAGUGUACUAGGGGUUUAUGGUCAGAGGCCAGCUCGGCUUACCUCUUUCUGAAGAUAAAUAAACCGACCCAUAUGGACAUCUGGUUAUGAUGAUGAUCCGUGCUGUGGCUCAACAUCUCUACUCCAGUAGGGUCUCAGACCGCUCUCAGACCGCUCAGAGUCCUUGUGCUUCAUUCCGCAGGUCGUCGCCGACCGUCCCAGGUGGGAACUGAAGUCCUUCCACCACUGGCUGGAUGUAUCACCCAGCGGAGCCCUACCCAGGCCGAGCCAGCUGGUACCCCCAGCCCAACGGAGGACCCGAUAGAGGCCAGUGGGGUCCGAUGAGCGACCGCACAUGGAGCCCCAGCAACAGGUUUCAUGGAGGCCAUAGCCAACCUCAACGCCCACACACACACCAUCUCUACACAAGGGGGGAACGGAAAUCAUCCCAGCACUCCCAAGACAAGGUUCCCCCCCGGGGACACAGAUUACCGUUACACUCCUGGGAGCACAAGAACCAGCCCUACGAAGGCCACGCCUCCUCCCAGCGUAGCUCCUCCCACGCAUUCCAGAACUGGACUCGAACCCACGGCGGGAACGGGCCUCCCUCAGGUCCUCCGGGGGAACUCCACGCCCCCUGGAGGGAGGAUGACAGCCACCCCAGGUACGGGCCCCCCCCUCCCCACCUGGACCCCGGCAGAGAUGCCCUACUGCAGCGCUGGGCCCAGGGGGACGGCUACCGCGAUGCCGCGGGCCGGGCGGUGAGCCAGCGGGUGGCGGGGGUCUGGAGGCGGCCUGACGUCUACCAGCAGCACAGAGACCAGCUCCACGCCACACCAGCCCCCCGCGACACCUGCCCCGCCAAGAGGAGGCGCAGCGACGGCCCUGACCAGACGCCGUUCUCUGGCUCCAAGCAUUCGUCGUUACCGCCUCAGGCCCUGUCUCCUCCGACCCGUUACCAUGACAAAUGGUACGGCCCCCGCCAUCGCCCGGAGCCGCGAAGCCCCUCCCCUGCUCUGCAACAGGACACCUCUCAGCCGCGACACGGAGCUCCGAGCGUCCACGACAGCAAACCAUCAGGCCACGCCCACCGGACCCCCCCCCCCGCGCCGCGCCACGCCCACCACCGGCCCGCCGCCCCGCCCGGAGGCGGCGGCGUCGCCAGGGCGACGCACCAUGGCGGCCGGGCGAAGGGGGACCACCACAAACCCUGGUCGUCCUCGCCAGCAGAACACACGCGCGUGCCUUACGGUCACCACCAACACGCCCCGCCCCCCCGGCACAGCCAGCCCCGCACCCCCCCCCACAGCCCCCCGCCACGGGGCUGCUGGCCGGACCCCCGCGGACACAGCCACCGGCCCAGCACAGCCCAGCGGGAGACGAGAGCCCCUGGCCCCUGCCUCUGCACCCCCCCCAUGCAGGAAGCCGGCAGCGACGGCCCCGAGACACCCCCCGUCAGACCUCCUGCCCCCCGGUCCCCCCGCCACCGCCCCUGGAGCCAAGGCCUGCCCCUCAGAGAGGAGAGGAGGGUGGAGGAGAAGGAGAGGCUGAAGGAGAGGAGGGUGGAGGAGGAGGAGAGGAGGGUGGAGGAGGAGGGGAUGAUGGAGAAGGAGAGGGUGAUGGAGAAGGGGAUGAGGGUGGAGGGAGAGAGGAAUAGAGAGGAGGGGAAGGUGAAGAAGCUGCGAGGGUCCAAAAGCCUCUCCUCCAGGAGGGAGGACUCCAAACUCCGACACCAGAGGAAGAAGAAGCGAGAGAAAAGCAAGCGGUUGAAGGAGGAGUCGGGGGCGAUGGAGGCUGCGGAGAACGGAGUGAAGACGGUGGCACCGCCGCCGCCGCCGCCACAGCCCAGAGCGCCGGGUCACCCAGAGAUCAACCAGAGGAUCCUCUCCCAGAAGGACCGGCCCCCGCAGGCACAGGCCGGCCCCUCCAAGUUAAACCACGGAGAGCGGCCUGGGAGAGCAGCGAAGGCCCCCGGGCGCAGAGCAACGGACCCCCCCUCCCCCCCUCACCUCCCCUCCUACCAACCCUCAGAGGAGGGCCGCCCCUCAGCCAGACCCCCCCCCCAUCCGUCCCCCCCGCGCCCAGCCCCUAAGACCCCCCCCAGCCCCGCCCGGCGCCCGCUCCCAGCGACGCCACAACGCAGGCCGGCCGCCGACCCCCCCGCCCGCCCCCCUCACCGGCCCCCGGCCCCCCCGCCUGCGCCCCGCUCGGGGGGGCCCCCGCGGGCCCCGGCCCAGAGGAGGCCCGGGCUGCUGCGGGCCCCCGACCUGCAGCCGGCGGCGGGCCAGGGGCCGGUGCUGGAGCUGGGGCAGAGCCCGGCCGCCAGCCCCCCGGUGCUGAGCUGGCAGGGCUCCCCGGUGUCCUCCCUGGAGGAGGACGAGGAGGAGCUGGAGGCGGGGCCCCUGAUUGGCCCCGUGCUGCAGCCCAGCCCCACCCACAGCGGCACCGUCUCCCACGACGACGCCGUCUCCCACGGCGACAGCCUCCCCCACGGCGACGCCCUCCCCCACGGCGCCGGCGUCUCCCGCGGCGACGCCGAGGAGGCGAGCAAGGACCGCCUCGGGGGGAUGGACGCGGUGGGCCGCGACCACGGCGAUGAGGAUGAGAGGGUUGAGGGUUGUCACGGCGACACAGAGACGGAGACCCCCCGGGUGACCGGAGCCGGAGAGGGAGAGGGGGAGAGAGAGGGAGGCGGAGAGGGAGAGGGAGAGGGAGAGGGAGAGGGAGAGAGAGAGGGAGGCGGAGAGGGUGGUGGAGAUAAAGGUGGAGAGAAGGAGGACGGAGAGAGCGUCGGAGAGGACGCAAACAAAGACGGACCAGAACACGGAGUGAAGGAGGAGCAGAUGGGAGGAGGUGAGGAGGGAGGGAAGGAGGACAAAGAAGAGUACGGGGAUGAAGAUGGAGAGAAGGAGGAGACGGAGGAGGACGGAGAUAAAGACGAGGUAGACGAAGAGAAGGACCACAAGACGGAGGCGUCCGACUCGCUGCUGCUCCGCCGGUUCCAUGCCCACCAGGACGGGCUGGACGACGUCUUCAAGAGCCUGGCCACCUUCCUGGGGGGCCAGAGCGUGACCUGCCGGGGGGGCCCCUUCGGACGCGUCCCGGCCUCGUCCCUGGGGCCCGUGAAGAGCUCCUCGUCUCUGACCCUGGGGCCGCAGAUCAGCUGCAUGGACCAGCACGACCCCCCCCCUGACCCAAAGACCUCUGGGAGACACAGCAGCCAAUCACAGGCCCUCGCCGUCCCAGACGAGCCCCCCUCCUACUCCGAUAAACCCCCCUCAGAGGUUCUGGAGAGCGGCGGGAAGCCGCCGGCGGGGGGGCGGGUCGAGCUGCGGCUCACCACCACGCACACUUCCUGCCUGGCCGACGACCUACUUCCUGUCCCUGCCAAGGCGGACGCAGGAAGCCGAGACGGAACCGCCCCCAGCCGGACAGACAGGAAGAGGAAGCAGGCGGCGGGGGCCGGCGGGGGGGGGAAGGCCAGGAGGAGUGAUGUCAUCAGCAAACAGGAAGCUGCUCAGGCUCCCCAGGAGGCGGACGCCGGGCCCGGGGACCCCCCCUCUGACCAACGCUCUCAGGAACCCCCCCUCGGCGCCCCCCAGGGACCCGGGGAACCCCCCCCGCAGGAGACCCCAGCGGCGGAGUUCAACCCGCAGGGCGCCGGCCCCGCCCCCAACGCCCCCUCUGGCCCCGCCCCCCCCUCACCACCCCCCCGUCCCACGCCGGGCUCGGCGGACGCCUACAAGAGGAAGGCGCUCUCCAUGGGGCUGUCCAGGGAGCUGAAGAUCCACCUGAUCAAGGUGGAGUGGCGGGGGGCGGACUCCUUCGUCACCUCGGAGCUGGAGGAGCGCCGCAUCCCGCUGUCCAAGGUCAACAUCGGCAACAGCUCCAGUGAGGUGGUCCGCGCCUGCAGGGCUGCGAGGGUCAACGGCAAAUUCAAGGAGUCCCACCUGCUGCCAGCCUUCUCCGUCAAACCCCUGAUCGCCACGGAAACGCCCAUCCCCCGGGACAAGCUCAAUCCCCCCACACCCAGCAUCUAUCUGGAGAGCAGGAGGGAUUCAUUCUCUCCGGUUCUGCUGCAGUUCUGCACCAACCCCAAGAACGCCGUGACCGUCAUCAGGGGUCUGGCCGGCUCCCUCCGCCUCAGUAAGACCCCCACAAGGACCCCCAGACACUGAACCCCAGAGCCACACUGAGACCCCCAGA
This is a messenger RNA of Gadus macrocephalus (Pacific cod), 4432 nucleotides long. Its product is annotated as trithorax group protein osa-like. Gene Ontology annotation, biological process: regulation of gene expression; heart development. Gene Ontology annotation, molecular function: RNA polymerase II cis-regulatory region sequence-specific DNA binding; chromatin DNA binding; histone H3K27me2/H3K27me3 demethylase activity. Lineage: Eukaryota; Metazoa; Chordata; Actinopteri; Gadiformes; Gadidae. Gene Ontology annotation, cellular component: MLL3/4 complex. The record is from RefSeq and is a predicted model, not a curated record. Bases 481 to 4404 code for a protein of 1307 amino acids. The transcript has 11 exons.